AUGAUUGUAGCAGCAGUCCUCUCGUUGAAUCUAUUUACUUCAGCGAGUGCAUAAGAAUCUGAUGAACUCGGUCCUUCUUGCUAUUUUGAUUCAGACUGCAAUGACUAUGGUUGCUGCUCUAAUGAUCAUUGUGUGAAGAACUCAGUGUGCAGGAAACUAAGAGCCUAUCCUAAGGAAAGCUUUUAGACAUGCUACGUUAACAACGACUGUAUCUCUGAGUGCUGCCAUAACAACUUCUGCACACUGCAGGAUACCUGCGAUUCAAGUGAUACUGCUAUUCCAAUGGCUAUCUUCAUGGUAAUUAUAGGAUUCAUCAUGAUAUUUUUGAUGGUCUUCUUCAUCAGAGAUGUCCUGCUCUUCAGAAAGAAUAAGAGGGUAUAGAAGGCCCAAAGAAGCAAUAGCAAUUUACUUAUUGGCACAUCUUUAAUGAACGAUAAAGUUAAUCCAGAUGGAGAUAGAGCAGAUGGUAAAGCCCAAGGCAAAGAGGAAGAUAGAAAGAUGGAAUUUGAAGAGUUUAUGAAAUAAUAAACUACUAGAAAGUUAUCAGGAGACUUUAAUGCUAAUACCUCAGCAGAUAUGAGUAGUGACUUAAAUAGCAGCAGAUCAAGCAGCAGAAGUGGAGGAGGCAACAAGAGAAAUAGAAAGACUCUAAGAAAGGAACUAGGCUAUGGGGUAAACGAAGAUGAAGACCAAGAUUAUAAUUAUCAGUAGAGAUAACAACCAAACAAUCCAGCCUAGAAAAAGAUUAUACCAAAGGCACAACCACUAAACAUCAAUAAUAAUCUAUUGUGA
Molecule: messenger RNA, 792 nt
Organism: Stylonychia lemnae
Lineage: Eukaryota; Ciliophora; Spirotrichea; Sporadotrichida; Oxytrichidae
Source: the annotation of a GenBank genome assembly